Molecule: messenger RNA, 258 nt
Organism: Lactuca virosa
Lineage: Eukaryota; Viridiplantae; Streptophyta; Magnoliopsida; Asterales; Asteraceae
Source: the annotation of a GenBank genome assembly
AUGAUUGCUGCAACGGAGGGUGGUGGGCCAUCUAAUGGCAGUGCCGUCACAGGAUAUGGUGGCGGACCACCGGAUGCCGGUGCUGUCACAAGAGAUGGUGGCAGGCCACCAGAUGAUGGUGUCGGUUCAAGAGACGGUGGCGGGCCGCCGGAUAAUGGUACUGCCUCAAGGGAUGGUGGCGGGCCGCCGGAGGAUGACGCUACUUCAAGAGAUGGUGGUGCGCCACCGGAAGAUGGCACAAAGCUAGCAGCAUUCUAG